AUGGCGGGCCGCGGCGGUGGAAACCGGAACAAGGUGCUGUUGCCUCCAAUCAACUUCAUUUUCAAGCUCCUUCAGACGCGCGCAACCGUUCAGAUCUGGCUCUUCGAGCAGAUCGGAAUGCGCAUUGAGGGAAAGAUCCGCGGUUUCGACGAGUUCAUGAACCUCGUCAUCGACGACGCCAUCGAGGUCAAGCUCGCCACGAGGGAGGCCGCAGAAGCGCGUCGCUCGCUCGGCCAAAUCCUCCUCAAAGGUGACAACGUCUCUCUCAUCCAGAGUGUCGAGGCUUGA
Diplodia corticola is the source of this 288-nucleotide messenger RNA. RefSeq names its product small nuclear ribonucleoprotein e. Gene Ontology annotation, biological process: spliceosomal snRNP assembly; mRNA splicing, via spliceosome. The transcript has 3 exons. NCBI's taxonomy places the organism in Eukaryota, Fungi, Ascomycota, Dothideomycetes, Botryosphaeriales, Botryosphaeriaceae. Gene Ontology annotation, molecular function: RNA binding. The record is from RefSeq and is a predicted model, not a curated record. Bases 1 to 288 code for a protein of 95 amino acids. Gene Ontology annotation, cellular component: U4/U6 x U5 tri-snRNP complex; U2 snRNP; U1 snRNP.